AUGGCUCAAGUAUUGGCGCCUCCUCCACUCAUUGCUAAUCAUCUCACCGCUCUCAUCAACACUACCACCUUCGACAGCAAACGUCGGCGUCAUCGACUGAUCUCCUCUGAUGGGGCUUCAUGCGAUUAUGAGACUGACGCGCUAACCAACUGCGCUACCCAGGCUCGACGGGUCGUCCGCCACCUAAUACCCACCCGCUUCGUCUCACUUCCUCCUCAUCAUUCACGCAGCACACUGGACUUUCACAGCGCACAUGGAUACAUUCAUGCACCCACCCAUUUGCCCAUCGAGCCGUCUUACCCUCGUCUCCCCUCGCCUCCCCUCGCCUACCCUCCCCUCGCCUACCCUCCC
This is a messenger RNA of Rodentolepis nana, 351 nucleotides long. NCBI's taxonomy places the organism in Eukaryota, Metazoa, Platyhelminthes, Cestoda, Cyclophyllidea, Hymenolepididae. The record is from the annotation of a GenBank genome assembly.